Prorocentrum cordatum is the source of this 1228-nucleotide messenger RNA. The record is from the annotation of a GenBank genome assembly. NCBI's taxonomy places the organism in Eukaryota, Dinophyceae, Prorocentrales, Prorocentraceae.
AUGGGUCUUCGCAUGCGCCAUGUGUAGCACCCGGAAGUUGCGGCCAGGUUGGCUAAGUUGUUAUGCUGUGUAGGGCCUCCUGCUGCCAGGGGGGAGGAUGAGCAUGUCUGGGCGAUGCCGAGAAUGCUCUUCAAGGAUCCUCAAUCGGGCGCUCCUAAAGUGUGGCGCGUGCCUUUUGGGGCUUCACGACGACGACGACGACGACGACGACGACGACGACGACGACGACGACGACGACGACGACGACGACGACAACAUCUUCGGGGGGGCGCCCCUGAAGAAAGCGGCCCUCCACAUGGCCAGCUUUGAAAAUUGCGGAACAGACAGUCACCCCCUCUGUCGGCGACUAGAGGAACAAAAAGCAACAUAAGCAUGCGUUCGCAAGGGCCCGCGUGGAUUUCCUGGAUCGGCGCUGGGCCCCCCUCACUGACGCGGGGAGCGCGAAAGGGGUGGCGCCAGAGGCGACGCCAGGGGGGCCCAGCGCCGAUAUAAGGAAUCGGAGCGGAACUUCGAGAGCAUGUUUUUAUGUCGCUCCGCUCCUUCCACUGACAAUCGGCGGCGGGCCCGGGGGGGAAAGCGCGAGGGGGCGAGCCUUCGCGGAAGGCGGCGGGGCUUCUCAGAAGCCCCCUGGCCUUUUGAGAAGCGGCGCCCGUCGUCGGAGACAGCUUGCGUAGAAGACUUCUCGGACGGCCGGACGCCUGCCGAGGACGCCUGCCGAGCCUCGUGGAGAAGGCCCGCCCCCGCACCCCCAGAACGCCCCCGGCGAGGCGCAGCCGCUGGAACGCGCGCCGGGGCCGGAAGACCGCCGAGGACCGGCGAAGACGCCCGGGCACCUCGAACUGCUAUAACUUCCCCGCAGGCUCGCCGCCGAGAAGAAGAAGACCGCGGGGCGGCUGAAAACCGAAAACUGCGGGGCGGCUGCCCAGGCCGGCUCGGGAGGAGGGAGGAGGAGGGAGGAGGAGGAGGAGGGGAGGAGGAGGGAGGAGGAAGAGCAGACCGGCUCUCCACGAGGCCGGCCCUGAAAACUGCGGGGCGGCUGCCCCGGCCGGCUCCGCGGCGGGCCCGGCAGGAGAAGGGCGCGGGCUGUACUGGCGCGAGCCUCCGGCCAGGCCGCUGGAAAGGCACCCGUCGGAGCGAAGGCCCCCGCCAACGAAAAAAAAAGAAGAGCGCGCGGGCCGCAGCACGUAGGAAGGCUCCUCCUCCUCCUCCUCCUCCUCCUCCCUCCUCC